Messenger RNA from Rhipicephalus sanguineus (brown dog tick), 1091 nucleotides. RefSeq lists its product as uncharacterized. The transcript has 4 exons. The record is from RefSeq and is a predicted model, not a curated record. Bases 126 to 836 code for a protein of 236 amino acids. Lineage: Eukaryota; Metazoa; Arthropoda; Arachnida; Ixodida; Ixodidae.
UUCUUUCUCUUUCUUUUUCUUGCGGUGGUAUGGUGGCGCACUAUACAUUCCACGAGGGACCAUCAAGAUAAGGAAGAAGAACACGACCGUUGUACAGCCCAGUACUCGGAGCCACUCACGCCAAGAUGCUUCUCGUCAUGCUGCUCACUGCUGUGUUGGCCUGCCUCACAUCUCUCUUCAUCGAAGGAGGGUAUGCGCAGAAGCGUCAGAGGGUCCCGCCGAGCUGGAUCAAAAACUACGACGACGAGAAGGUCCACAGCUACACCUUUGGGAUGUACUACAUCGAGCCGAAUUCUUUCAAGAUCGGUACCAUGGCCAAUGGCGAAGUGACGUACCUGUGCAUGGUGCCGCUGGAGUUCGUGAACAACGAGACCCUGCUGGCGAACAAGAGAUACCGCGAGGUGACCCACAUGCCUGGCUACAGCUCUCUGGAAAGUGGGCUCUGCCGCGCCUUCUUCCUGGGUCCCAGCCUGGUCUUCCCGACGCGCACCAUCGUCACAGCGUCCGUAUUCCGCCACAUGAUCUCCACGGGCGUCUAUUCGUACCAUUGGGAGCCUCUGCCAGCCGACGUGACGAAGAACCAGCUCGUGAAGUUCGAAAAUUUUGAACAAUACUUCGUCCACAAUAACCCGAAAUUGCAGUGGGGCAAAGUCGAUUACGCCGUGGUCGUGGCCCGAAUCAAGUACAACAACAACCACCUGCCGGGCCUGCAGAUCUACAACGACACUCUGCAAAGGAGCGACACCUUUUACGUUCUCCUGGACGGCAAAGUAUUUGCCAUAAAAGACAGCAACGCCUUCUACGCCGUCCGCAAGGCCCACUCGGGAGAAGGCUAGGUGAUUUUUAGUUAGACGGCGCAUCUCGAAUGGCCGACAACGCAUUGACUUUUAUGCACGACCCAAACACAGCGUGGCGCCUUUGUGUUUUCACUAGCUCUAAUAAUAACCGUUCGGGAUAACGCCUUCAAAACAGUGAUGCGCUCCCACUCUUGUGCCCAGCACAGAACGGGGGAUGCGGUGAUUUGAAUUGAAGCGAUUUACAAUCCCCUUAUAAGGUCUUCAUAAUUAUUCAGGUGUUUUUUGUUGACUUUC